AUGACCCAUGAGAUGGAAGAUUCAGAGGAGGCAGAUGGGACGAACAACGACGAUGAAGGCCGGCAGCUCUACAAGCUGGACGAGGCCUUCGAAUCCGACUACCUGGCACCCCGGAAGAUCAAGCGCAUGCGGCGGCAAGUCUUCGUCGACCCAGAGGAGAUGAAGGCCAAGAUCCGAGCUGCGGCAGUGAGGCCGCAAUACAACGUCAGCAUGUAUUACCACGAUACUGGCUUGGCACGGCGCAUUGCAGUUCAGCCGCUCUUCGAGCAGCUGACGUUAGCCGUAAUCGGAUUCAACGCCAUCUGGCUUUGGGUCGACGUGGACCUCAACAAUGCGCCGACGCUCCUGAGCGCGGACCGGAUAUUUCAGGUCAUGGAGAACGCAUUCGCAAUCUUCUACACCCUCGAGUGGGCCAUCCGCUUCCUCGCCUUCAAGCGCAAGGUCGACAUAUUCCGGGACGGCUGGAUGUGCUUCGACACCCUCCUCCUCAUCCUACUGACGGGGGAGACGUGGGCCCUAAGCAUUUACCUGGCCCUCACCGCCACGGAGGCAGAAGUGGGAGGCAACACUGCAGUGUUGAAGUUGGCCCGCCUCAUGCGCUUGUCUCGUAUGGCUCGGAUGGCCCGGCUGUUGCGGAUGCUGCCGGAGCUUCAGAUCAUGGUCAAAGGCAUGGGCGCUGCCAUGCGUUCCGUGUUCUUCACCCUUUUGCUGCUGGCUUGCCUGCUCUACGUCUUCGGCAUCUCCUUCAAGAACAUUGUUUCGGGUACCGAGGUGGGCAGGCAAUACUUCAACUCUGUGUUCCAGUCCAUCCACACCCUGCUCCUGCAUGGCACUCUCUUGGAUGACGUUGUGGAUGUCAUGAAUGCCCUGGCGGACGAGUCCGUCUUACUGAUACUUCUGUUCUACAUCUUCAUUCUGUUCGUGGCAGGGCCGCAGAAAGAGGUGUUCCCAAAGGCAGCGCGAGCUUCUGGCUUGCUUCAUUCCGGAGCUGGCGUGCCAAAAGCGAUGGGGUAG
Symbiodinium natans is the source of this 1014-nucleotide messenger RNA. NCBI's taxonomy places the organism in Eukaryota, Dinophyceae, Suessiales, Symbiodiniaceae. The record is from the annotation of a GenBank genome assembly.